UUUUUCAAGAUUCAUUGCUCUGUUUGUACAAAUGAGUUGUCAUAUGCGUGUCAUCGUGUGACAGACAACACAACACAAAAUAACAUAAUUAUGUAAAUAAUAGUCAUAUUAUUCAUACAUCAAACAAUAUGAUCAUAUCUUCAUUUAACAUCAAACAAUAUUGCGGUAAAAUUUCGCGACAACCUUUAGGGCUUGAUUAAAAAUCUUAAGACGAACAACAGAACGUGGGUGUAAUGAAUAAAAACUAUGCAGUUUAUAUAUGAAAAGAAAUCAUUUUCCAACCGACAAAUACCGGUUUGCCAUUUUGAAAAAUGUUAUAAUUUCGUUGGUUUUUCAAGUGCCAGCUCAAAAGACGAAAAAAUGACGCGCCAAGAAUAUACGGCUCCGCGCAUUCACCAAUUCAUGUAAUAUCUGUAACAAGUAUUUAUGGAAACGUUUAACGAAAUGUGAAAAAUUCAGGAUGCCACCAAAAAAAUCUACUGUCAAUUCAAAAACGCAAAGUAAGGCUGUAAAAAUAUCUGCACGAAAAUCAAAAUCAGUCACGAAAGACUUAGGCCGCCACGGUCCGGCGCAACCCACAAGAAAUGCAAAACCAGGACAAUCGCACAGGAAGGCUCCUUCCGUCAAGUCAGAGAGCAAGACAAAAUGGUCCAAAGAAGACCAGCAUGCUUUGGUCAUUCAAAAAGCAGUGAAAAGAUACCUCGCAAAAAGACAGUUACAAAGAUUGAGGAAGGAAAAGGAAGACUAUGAGAAUCUGAUGAUAAAAUUGGAAAAAGAGGCAUGGCUACAAAUGGUGCAACGAGAACGAGAAGAGGAGGAGAAAGAAAGGCUGAAAGAGCAAGAACAGAGAAAGAGAAAAGCCUUGGAGAUGAAGUGGAAGAAGCAGAUACUGGAAGCUUCCUUUGACGGUGAAAAUGAUGUGAUUGAAGCUGUAUUAAAUGAAGUGAGCUUGAAGAUGACAUCAAGCAGACAGAAUCCAAACAGGAACAGCUGGCCGAAAUGCGAAUUAAGUCUUGUUAAUUGUGAAGAUGCUAAUGGUAACACUCCAUUGUCGGAAGCCGCUGCUGGUGGACACAUUCAUACUAUAUCCAUGCUACUCCUGAAAGGAGGGGAGGUAAACUCAAGAGGGCAUUAUGACAGAACCCCUCUAUGGAGAGCUGCCUUUGCUGGUCAUCAAGAAGCAGUCCAGAUGCUUUUGGAACAUGGCGCCGAUCCCAGAUUACAUGCAAAUGACGGCACUUCACCGGAACAGGUCGCUGCAGUCGCUACUGUUGAACAAACUUUGAAAUCUUGGGACACAGAGAGGACGAAUGAAUUGCUGAAGAAACUCGAAGAAGAAAGAGAUAAAAAACGUGAAGAAGAAGAAAAACAUCGGAAAGAAGAAUGCAAUAAGCUGGAAGGAGAGAUACAAGUCGCCGAAAAAGAGAUGAAAGCAAGUCAAAUGCUGUUGGAGAAGAGUCAUUGCGAAUUGAAUCGACGUAUAUUUGAACACGAUAAGUGCAUGGCAACGGGUGACGAAAACAAAAUCAGCAUAACUUUACAGACGGUUCACGAUGCGGAAAAGCAGUUGGAAAAAACCAAAGAAAGAAGUGAAAAAGCUCGUCAGAAACUUGCCAAAUUGAAACUGAAACUACGAGAACAAAGAAAAGAGAUGGUAGCCGAUGAGGAUGAAGAUCACGAGGUAGUCGGGAUUAAGGUGUCCAUUAAAGAACUUGAUGAUGUCUUGAUGAAGGAUGUUGGCGGUAGAAUUGCUGAAAGUGGAAGAUGGCCUUUAGUGAUUGAUACUUCCCCGCAAACAUCGACAUUCCUACGUUAUCGUGACACUAAUUUUAUAAAUGCUUUGAAUCCACGCAACAUGGAUCCGGACGUCAUACGAAUUUCAUUACUAGGAGCCAUACGUUACGGUAAACCUUUGGUGCUGGACAUGAUGGCUGUUGAUAUGUUCGAUAGUCUCAAAAUAAAAUUUGACGACGUUGAAGAUGGUUUGUUGAACUUGAUUAUGACAAAGGAAAUAUUGAAAGACAAUAGAUUCCUUUCGUUAGUGAAGCCAGAAGAUGGCGAACAAUACAGUAAAACAGCGUUCCUCGGAGCAAGGAUUGAGAACUUUAAAUUCAUUAUAUUGACACAACUAUGGAAUCCAAGCAGCGAUUUGGUGAAGCAGACGUAUCCCUUAAAAGUCAUUUCAACAUCGAAGACCUUCUAGAUAAUUAAAUUCUAUCUGCCCUAGAAAUGUACAAUAUACUUGAGCUUUGUAUUGGAAUGUAAAUUUCUGAUGCGUGGAACUGAUUUCUGUACAGAUUUGAAGGUCGGUCAACUUAAUGUUUACCAAAUGCUUUUUUAUGUUUUAACAGGUCAAACAAGAUCGUGUAGUUACCAGGCCUCCUUAUUGAUCAUGAAUAAAAGCAGCAUAGUUUUCGUCCUGAAAA
Messenger RNA from Xenia sp. Carnegie-2017, 2426 nucleotides. RefSeq names its product IQ motif and ankyrin repeat domain-containing protein 1-like. Lineage: Eukaryota; Metazoa; Cnidaria; Anthozoa; Malacalcyonacea; Xeniidae. The transcript is spliced from 14 exons. The coding region runs from base 461 to 2203 and encodes 580 amino acids. The record is from RefSeq and is a predicted model, not a curated record. Gene Ontology annotation, molecular function: protein binding.